GGUCUCCUUGCAGAGAUGAAGCUGCUUAUGGCCCUGGCAGGGGUUCUGGCUAUCCUUGCCCUCCCCCAGCCCUGUCAGGGCACUGCCCCAGCUUCUCCCAGGGCAGUGGAUACUUUAGUCAUACAGGACUGCAUCGCAGAGGCCAAGCUGAUGGUGGACGCAGCUUACAAUCGGACACAGAGGAGCAUCAAGCAGCGCCUUCACAGUGGCUCAGCCAGCCCCAUGGACCUCCUGUCCUACUUCAAGCAGCCAGUAGCAGCCACGCGGACAGUAGUCCGGGCUGCCGACUAUAUGCAUGUGGCCUUGGGGCUGCUGGAGAAGAAGUUCCAACCUCAGGGGUCCAGGCCCUUCAAUGUCACUGAUGUGCUCACAGAAUCCCAGUUUCGGCUGCUAUCCCAGGCCAGUGGCUGUGCUGUCCAGGACAAUGCUGAGAAGUGUGGCAACAAGUACCGCACCAUCACUGGGAGAUGCAACAAUAAGAAGAGACCCUGGCUGGGGGCCUCCAACCAGGCCCUGGCCCGUUGGCUGCCAGCCCAAUAUGAGGAUGGUCUGUCGCUCCCCUUCGGCUGGAACCCCAGAAAGAGACACAAUGGCUUUCUCCUCCCUCUUGUCCGAGCUGUCUCCAAUCAGAUUGUGCGCUUCCCCAGCCAGAGACUGGUCUCCGACAAGGGCCGGGCCCUCAUGUUCAUGCAGUGGGGCCAAUUCAUCGAUCAUGACUUGGAUUUCUCCCCAGAUUCCCCAGCCCGAGUGGCCUUCUCUGGGGGUGUCGACUGUGAGAAGACCUGUGCCCAGCUGCCCCCCUGUUUUCCCAUCAAGAUCCCACCCAAUGACCCUCGCAUCAAGAACCAGCAUGACUGUAUCCCCUUCUUCCGCUCGGCACCCGCAUGCCCCCAAAAUAAGAACAAAAUCCGCAACCAGCUCAAUGCGCUCACCUCCUUUUUGGAUGCCAGCAUGGUGUAUGGUAGUGAGGUCUCCCUUGCUCUGCGGCUCCGCAACAGGACCAACUAUCUGGGGCUGCUGGCUGUCAACCAACGCUUCCGUGACAAUGGCCGGGACCUGCUGCCCUUUGACAACCUGCAGCACGACCCUUGUCUCCUCACCAACCGCUCUGCGCAUAUCCCCUGCUUCCUGGCAGGUGACUCCCGAUCCAGUGAAACCCCCAAACUGGCGGCCAUGCACACCCUCUUUAUGCGAGAGCACAAUCGACUGGCCACUGAGCUGGAACGCCUAAACCCCAGGUGGAGUGGAGACAAGCUGUACAACGAGGCUCGGAAGAUCGUGGGGGCCAUGGUCCAGAUCAUUACCUACCGAGACUUUCUGCCCUUGGUUCUGGGCAAGGCCCGGGCCAGGAGAACACUGGGGCCCUACUGGGGGUAUUGCUCCAAUGUGGACCCCCGUGUGGCUAAUGUCUUCACUCUGGCCUUUCGUUUUGGCCACACCAUGCUCCAGCCCUUCCUGUUCCGCUUGGACAGCCAGUACCGGGCCUCAGCACCCAACUCCCACAUCCCACUUAGCUCUGCCUUCUUUGCCAGCUGGCGAGUCGUGUACGAAGGUGGCAUCGACCCCCUUCUCCGAGGCCUCAUGGCCACCCCUGCCAAGCUGAACCGUCAGGAUUCCAUGAUGGUGGAUGAGCUCCGGGAUCGGCUGUUUCGGCAAGUGAAAAGGAUUGGGCUGGAUCUGGCGGCUCUCAACAUGCAGCGCAGCCGGGACCAUGGGCUCCCAGGAUACAAUGCUUGGAGGCGCUUCUGUGGGCUCUCCCAGCCUCGGAACUUGGCACAACUCAGCCGGGUGCUGAAAAACUAUCAUUUGGCAAGGCAGUUCUUGAAACUGUAUGGGACACCAGACAACAUUGACAUCUGGAUUGGAGCCAUUGCAGAGCCCCUUUUGCCAGGGGCCCGAGUGGGGCCUCUUCUAGCCUGUAUUUUUGAGAAGCAGUUUAGAAAAGUCCGAGAUGGAGACAGGUUCUGGUGGCAGAAACGGGGUGUUUUCACCAAGAGACAGCGCAGGGCCCUGAAACGGGUUUCUCUGUCUCGAAUUGUGUGUGACAAUACCGGCAUCACCACCGUUUCGAGGAACAUCUUCAAGGCCAACAUUUACCCCCGGGGCUUUGUGAGGUGCAGCCGCAUCCCCAGGUUGAACCUGUCAGCCUGGCGAGGCAAAUGAGACCUCUGCAGG
Orycteropus afer afer is the source of this 2175-nucleotide messenger RNA. RefSeq names its product eosinophil peroxidase (gene EPX). Gene Ontology annotation, molecular function: heme binding; peroxidase activity. Gene Ontology annotation, biological process: response to oxidative stress. Lineage: Eukaryota; Metazoa; Chordata; Mammalia; Tubulidentata; Orycteropodidae. The record is from RefSeq and is a predicted model, not a curated record.